This is a messenger RNA of Brassica oleracea var. oleracea, 1228 nucleotides long. RefSeq lists its product as uncharacterized. The coding region runs from base 362 to 946 and encodes 194 amino acids. The transcript is spliced from 4 exons. The record is from RefSeq and is a predicted model, not a curated record. Gene Ontology annotation, molecular function: zinc ion binding. NCBI's taxonomy places the organism in Eukaryota, Viridiplantae, Streptophyta, Magnoliopsida, Brassicales, Brassicaceae.
AGGCUUAAGUAUAAACAGAAGAGUGGUUAACAAAUUUUGAUUAUUUUUUUCCAUUUUUGGCGCCAUUUUAAAUAAGCUAAGACCAUCAACAACGGGGUAUUAUGACCAAUCCUUAAGCCAUAAUCCUUAGCUAUUAGGAAUAUAAUACUAAUAUUUAACGGCAAUAAGGUAAGGAGCAGUCCGUAGUUAAGGAUUAAAAUGAGUUGGUCCUUGUUGACAUGGCAUCGUCAAUUGGUUCUGUCGACUGAUGGGUUUCGCGUCUUCGUCUCAUUUCGACUCAACACGAGAAAAAAAGUGAGAUUGGACGAUAAGGCGAUUUUGCUGUCGAGGCUAAAGAAGGUUAAUCGAAGGUUAAGGAAACAUGAGACAAUACAGCUACAGCCAGCCUUCAUCAUCAGAGGAGUGUGAUAUAGAUUUAACUUCGCUUCUUCAAGCAGAAGCUGAUAUCUACGCGGAUGAAGCUGAGAGUAGCCACAAUAUAGUACAGCCGGUUCAGUACCCUCCUCAACCUGAGGCUGAUGAUGGAAUCCCCAAGAUCUGCUACUGUGGUGGUGAGCCUGUUGUUGCAACAACUUACACAAGCAAAGAUUCAGGGAGAAGGUACUUCACUUGUGAGAAUGCGGAUGAUGGAGACUGCCAUGUUUGGAAAUGGUGGGAUGUGGCGGUCAUGGAGGAGUUGGGUGACUAUCAGAGACAACUUAGGGAGCUUAAGGAUCAAGCUAAUGAGAGUGAGAAGCUGGUUAAGGUAGAGAAGACUGUGGGGGAGUUAGCUAAGAAGAAAUCUGGGAUUACAAAUGGCUGUCCAUUGGUUGUUUGUGUGAUGGUUACUGUAUUAUUUCUAAUAUGUAUGGUGGUCAUGUUCAAGUGGAUUGAAGAGAAGGACAACGUCCUAACAGAAAGCCUGGAAGAGCUUCAGAGGCUGAAAAUGCGAGUGUCUGACCUUUAGAAGGUUCAGUACAAGGUCACAGGUGCGAAUGAAGUCACGGGUCUGAACGAAGUCACGGGUGUUGUUUUCCAAGUCACAGACUGUUCUGUUUGUUUUCCAAGUCACAGAGUGUUGUUUUCCAAGUCACGGACUGUUCUGUUUCACUUCUAUAAAUGAAGCUGUUUUGUUGUUUUAGCUAUGUAUCUCCUUUGCUUUGUUUCCUUAGCUUUCUUUCCUCGUAUGAACUUGUAAUCUCUUCGUACGAGCUUGUAAUCUCUAGGUACUUGUUAUCUCGGCCUUUAA